Rubroshorea leprosula is the source of this 1320-nucleotide messenger RNA. Lineage: Eukaryota; Viridiplantae; Streptophyta; Magnoliopsida; Malvales; Dipterocarpaceae. The record is from the annotation of a GenBank genome assembly.
AGCUUAAAUGAGGAUGAAGAGGAGGAAGUGGGGAGCUGAAAUGGACCAGUUCCUGAACAUUGCUGGAGGAGCGGCCAUCCCCAAGAAGCCAAAGACUUCAACCAAACAAGUGGAUGAGGGGAGGACCAGGAAAGAGGCAGUACUUGCGGCUUCAGCUGAGACGGAGGAGGAGGUGCCACAGCUGAAGAGGAAGGGCUGGGAGGAGAGGAGGGCGCUGCAGAAGAAGCAGAGGGUGGUGGAGGAGGAGACGGGGAAGGAGGUCCCUGUGUUCAUACCUCAGCCUUCUCCUGUUGAGCUGGACCCUGAGCUCAGACAGUUGGAGGAAGGGACUAAGGUACGAGCUCCUGGUAAGGGAAAGGGCCCUAUUCCCCCACUGGGGCCUCAAAGCAGCCUGUUCGAGGCGAAGAACAUAACGGGGGCCAGGUGGUUCAUCAACAACACCUUCCCUGAGGUGGACCAAAGCAACGCGCGGGAGGAAGCUCUGAGGUACGGUGGGGCGUCCGUGGUGAAGCAUGUUCUAGAGCGCAAGCUGGGUGAAUGGUCUAGCCCAGGAAUUGAGGGAGAGCCUGAAGGAUCGUGCAGUCUUGCAGAGGCAGCGGGACUAGUUGCAGAAGGAGAAGGAGGAGCGCAAGAAAUGAAACUGAUGACGAAGGCAUUCAAGGAGCUGAAGGGGAACAUGCGGAAGUUAGUACAUAAUGGGAUGAAGGAGCACAUCAGCAACUUCAUCAGUUCCAGCUCCUUUGAUAGCAUCGUCAACCUGUACCGGCUGCCCACUGCCAUCAUUUCUUUCAUAAACUGCAGAAAAAAGGUGAAGGCUGAAUAUCCCGAAGUGGAUGUGACGAAGAUCACCUUCGGCGAGCAAGAAGAAGGAGUGGAGGAGGAUGGCGAGAGCAUGUUAGCAGACUUCCGUUCUCAGAUUAAGCUGAGGUGGGAGAAUGAUGCAGACGGUCUUGCUGUUUUUCCUCCACAGUUCGACUUCGAGUCCGUUGCAGUGGAGGAAGAAGGGGCAGAGGUAGAGGAGGGCGAGAUGGAGGCAGGAGUGGAAGGAAUUGAAGUGGGUGAGGUCCAACCAGCUCUAGAAGUGGAGAUUCAUCCAGUUCCUUCUGACGAUGAGCAGCCUCCUCUGCCGGUGAGCAGCCUCCUCUGCCAGAUGAGCAGCAGCCAACUCAGCCACCUCCUCCAGCUAAGCAAGAGCCAGUGGAGCUAGUGGAGCCAGUGGAGCCAUCUCUCCCAUCAGGGAAAUAGUUUUGUUUUUUGAUUUUUUGUAAAGACUAUUAAAUAGUUUGUAAUAUUUAUGUUGAAUGAAAAUUCAUUUUUGAA